CUCUACACUACAUGUUUACUUGGUCUCCAGUGCAGACUGGUCUUGGUCUUGGUCUCGCUGUUAGUCUUGGUGCUGGUGUUGGUGUUGGUGUCGGUUUUCUGUGUACCAGUCUCUCCUUUUGAUGGUGGUGGUAGACGGUGUCUUUAGUUAAUCGUGUAGGUAACAACACACUCAAUCCAACUGGUAGUUGGAUGGAUGAUGUCGCGAUGAAUCCUGUGUGUACCAGAACAGAAAGAGACGAUUACCAUCACACUGGGUCUCUCUUAUUUGCUGCGCCAGUAUAACCAGACCAGUAUAUGUUGGUUGCCAGUCGCCCAGUGACCGCGAUCGGAUUUAUAUCGUUCGUGUUUGUGUACAGAGACCAUGGAUUUGUUUAUUUAUUAUAAUUAUUCAUAAACUUUUUGUAUUUACCCAGCAAAUCAUCAUUUUUGUCUAUAAAUUUAUUUAAAUAUAAAUAUAAAUAUAUAUGUGUGCUGCCACAGUAGAUAAAUAAAUUAAUUGCCAGUGAACUACAUGCUUGGCGGUAGCAAUUUUAAAAGUGAAUGAAAGAGAAGAGGUGAUCUAGUUUGGAGCUAAUUGCUAGAUAUAUAUAUUUGUUGAAAAUUAUUGGAGCAGGAUUAAAUUUAUUAAGCCUGAGGAAAUAUUUAUUGUCUGUUUAGGUGAAAUAAAAUAAUAAAACUGACACAAUACGUGGGUUUAAAAGUGUAUGUUGACUGACUACACGAUGCCGGUGGCCGAAAUGCUGCCGGUUAUCACUUCCGGUCUUCUUAAUUUUCGGAGCAGAGGUGCACGAUUUCGUCGUAGACUUUCGACGACGACUAUCAAUAAAGUGUUUAUAUUUACUGUUAUUCUCACAACUUUUACGCAGGUCCGUCUUGCUGAUGCGGCUAACGGCUCUGAAAUUAUAGAUACCUCAAAAGUCACAUGCCAUGGACUGUCAUUCAGGUGUCCUGAAGGAAAGUGUAUUCCUCCGUCGUGGGUCUGCAAUUAUCAGAAGGAUUGCGAAAAUGGCGAGGAUGAAAUGCAAUCGUGUCCGCCUCCCGAAUGUGACGCAAAUCAGUUUUCAUGUACACAAUAUAUUUUUAACAAAACGUAUUGCAUACCAAAAUAUCAAAAGUGUGAUAUGACUGUCGACUGCAUUGACGGCUCGGACGAGGCUAAUUGUCCGGAAAUAAAAUGUCAGUCGGACGAUUUCAAAUGUGGCGGGACAGUACCCGAGCACUGCAUAAGAAAGGAGAAAAAGUGUGACGGGUAUUUGGACUGCAGGAACGGCAAAGACGAAGAGAAUUGUCCUCUGCUGAUGAAGCAACCGUGUACAUUAGACCAAUUUAGAUGUAAUUCAAGCCAACAAUGCAUCGAAGAAAGCGCUCGGUGUAAUUACAAAGACGACUGCGGAGAUAAUAGUGAUGAAGAAGGCUGCAAUUUUCCCCCGUGCUCGAGCGACCAAAUUAGGUGCGCAAAUUCCCUCUGUGUGCCCAAGGGCUACCCCUGCGAGGAGUACAUUAAUUGUCAUGACAAUUCGAAUGACAAGCAGUGCAAGCUCACCGUCUGUCCGGGAAAUAAAUUCAUGUGUCCUAAGGGCGCCGAGGGAAAGCCGCUUUGUAUUGAGCGGGCCCAAGUCUGCGACGGUAAGCAAGAUUGCACUGACGGAGCUGACGAGGGAAGUGCCUGCUCAAUAAGUAACUGCCCGAGUUUAAAUUGCCAGCACAAAUGUCAAGCAUCACCAACCGGCGGUAUUUGUUCGUGUCCGGAGGGUAGAGUUCUCAUGAAUAAUACAGGAAUUUGUGUGGACAGAGAUGAGUGCAGUGAAUGGGGAUUUUGUGAACAGCUUUGUGUAAAUACUAAUGGAUCUUAUAUUUGUCGUUGUGCACCAGGUUACAAUCUCGUUGGUCGUCACAAGUGUCGAGUCCAAGACAAUCAAAGACCUGUCCAGUUACUGUUAGCCCAAGAUCGUGCCCUGUGGCGAAUGGAAGCCACGGGAGAAAAACGCAGAUUGAUUGUCAAUACUACCGGUGCCAGUGGUAUCGAUUACUUGUACACUGAUAAUUUAAUAUUUUGGAGUGACUUGAAGACACGUAAAAUAUAUUCCCAAUCAUUGACACAGACAGACAGCGAUCAGCAGAUAGACAUUUCUCUGUCGGGUUCCUGGGCCCCGGUCGCGAUUGCCGUUGAUUUUAUUGGAAGAAAAUUGUACGUCGUGGACUCGAUGGUCCAGAAGAUUGACGUGUUCGAGUUGGACGGACGUUUCCACGGUAUUGUUUUGAGCACAAAUCUCACUAGCCCAGUGGACAUUGCGCUGGAUCCCACGGUGGGACUGAUGUUCAUCGCUGACAGCAAACAAGUUGUAAGAGCUAACAUGGACGGUACGUCAGUUACUUCUAUUAUUUCGGAAGCGGCUUACAAAGUCUCUGGUGUUGCUGUCGACUUGAUUGCCAAAAGAGUCUACUGGUGCGAUUACCUGCUGGAUUAUAUCGAGACCGCUGACUACAAAGGAGACAAAAGGGUUAUUAUUUUACGUGGACUGCACGUCCCGGCGCCAAUACGUCUUGCUGUUUUUGAGAAUCGAGUUUACUGGACUGACAGCACCAAGCAGGCGCUGAUGAGUGUCGACAAGAAUGACGGAGAGUAUUCAAUACAGACUUUAUUUAAAGUACGAGACACAAAAGCUGUCAAAGUGCUGCACCCGAUGGCUCAAAUAGGCGCCAAGAAUAUCAAGAACCCUUGCGGAAAUAACAACGGGGGCUGUCAGCACAUGUGCAUCGUCACCGCGGCGGGUGGACGUGAAAGUGGUCUGGGUUACCGCUGCGCUUGUAAUAUCGGGUGGAGAUUGUCAACGGACUUGCGUAAUUGUAUUUUGGUCCAAGAGUUUUUAAUGUACUCGCAGCAAAGGUUCAUCAAGGGACGAAUCCUGGAUCCCGUGAUGGACAGCUUCAGCGACGCGAUACUUCCAGUUGUUUCACGGCGAGCGAGAUUCGUUGGACUGGACUACGACGCUCAUGAUAAAUACAUUUACUACAGUGAUGUAUUGCAGGAUGUAAUUUAUCGUGUGCAUCAGAAUGGGACGGGAAGAGAAAUUGUCUUAGCUAGUCAGAACGAAGGCGUCGAGGGUCUUGCCGUUGAUUGGGCAGCUAAAAAUCUCUAUUACAUAGACUCGCGUAAAGGAACGCUAAAUGUACUGAGCACGAGGAAUUUCACAUACCGGCGAACGCUUUUGAAGAAUUUAAAACGACCAAGAGCCAUUGUCAUACAUCCAAAUCAUGGUUAUAUAUUUUUCUCCGAGUGGGACCGCCCGGCAAACAUCAGUCGUGCUCACGCAGACGGAUCUAAUUUAGUUAUAUUUAAAAACCUCACGCUUGGCUGGCCAAAUGGUCUGGCUAUUGAUUUCGAGAAAGACCGUUUGUAUUGGUGUGACGCAUUGUUAGAUCACGUACAACACUCGAAUCUUGAUGGUGGUGAUGUCAAGAGUCUCAGUCCGAGAUUAAUUCGUCAUCCAUUCUCAAUUGCCAUUCAUGAACAGUGGAUGUACAUCACCGACUGGCGUCUAGAUGCUAUAAUAAGACUACACAAAGAAACUGGAGAACAAGAGAAUAUUUUAGUGCGCGAGCUAACGACCAAUCGUCUCUACGGCGUUAAAGUAUUUAGCCGUGCGAUACAACAAUUAUUAGAUCAUCCAUGUUCAAUUAAUAAUGGAGGAUGUGAAAAGUUAUGCUUCGGCAUUCCGAAGAACUCGACAGCCAUCCCGAUACUUAACGAAGAGGAAGAAGAAUAUGAAAAGAACAAACUGGUGCGAGUCUGCGGCUGUCCUUACGGCGAACGUUUGGCGGCGAACGGACUAUCUUGUACUUUGGAUCCUGAAUCAGAACCUCCGGUGCAAGCCUGCUCGAACCCUUGGGAUUUCACUUGCGCGAACCAACGCUGCGUGCCCCAGUCCUGGGUCUGCGACGGCGAUGACGAUUGUCUUGAUAACAGCGACGAGAUGCAAAAUUGCACAAAGCCUACCUGCAGUCCCAAUCAGUUCCAAUGCAAAUCAGGUAAAUGUAUUCGUAACACCUUCAGAUGCGACGCUGAGAAUGACUGCGGCGACUACAGCGACGAAAUGGGAUGUCCGAACGUCACUUGCAGCGCGAGUCAAUUUACUUGCGACAAUAAUCGCUGCAUUCCAGCCACCUGGAAAUGCGACUCUGAAAACGAUUGCGGUGACAGCUCUGACGAGGGACAAUUUUGUGCAGCUAAAACUUGUUCAUACUUUCAGUUUACUUGUCCCAGAUCCGGACACUGUAUUCCUCAGUCCUGGGUCUGUGAUGGAGAUAACGAUUGCUUUGAUCACGCAGAUGAGCAUGACUGUCCACCUGUCACUUGUCUCAGCAGCCAAUUCAGGUGCGCUGAUCGCAAGACUUGUGUCUUAGAAUCCUACAAAUGCGACGGAUUGCCAGAUUGUAAUGACGGGAGUGACGAAGUCGGGUGUCCUUCGCUGGGACCUGACCAAUGUAAUCCUGAAAAACAAUUCCAGUGUGUCAGUACAGGCAAUUGUAUACCCAAGAGUUGGUACUGUGACAGUACACCAGAUUGCAGUGAUAAAUCUGAUGAACCAGAGUCAUGCAGUCAGUACACAUCACCUGACAAGUGUGGCGACGGCUUCUUCAAAUGUAUUUACCCAGUUAAUAAAACCUGUGUAUUCAAAACGUACAUUUGCGACGGCAAAGAUGACUGCGGUGAUGGUUCAGAUGAAGACCCAUUGAUCCACGCUUGCGGACCACCGCCAUUUAAAUGCGAGUCUGGUCAAUGGAAGUGCCCGAACGUCACCAACAGAUGCGUCAACCUGACAAAUGUAUGUGAUGGAAAACCAGACUGUCCUAAUGGAGCUGAUGAAGGAAUCGGCUGUGAUCUGGCCGAAUGCAGUCAUCAAGGAGGACUCUGCAGCAAUGGAUGUAUCCAGACGCCUCUGGGAGCUCAGUGCACUUGCCCACCGGGAGAAGAACUACAAAAAGACGGAUUUACUUGUCAAGAUGUAAACGAAUGCGACCCACCGGGUCGUUGUUCUCAAAUUUGCAUCAACACCAAAGCCAGCUAUGUUUGUAAUUGCGUUGAUGGUUACACGCUGGAGCUAGACAACCGUACAUGCAAAGCCUUCAAUCACAGCGCAGCAUUUUUAAUUAUCUCAAAUCGGCAUACGAUCUUGGUAGCCGAUCUUCAGGAUCAAGCGUUAGAAAGAGUACCGAUAAAUGUUGAAAAUGUUGUUGCGACAGCUAGUAAUAUGCACACGGGAACGAUAUUCUGGUCUGACAUGAAGUUAAAGAAGAUUUCACGAUUAGAGAGAGGUGGAGAUCCGCAAGAUGUUAUCUCAACUGGUCUUGACUUGGUCGAGGGACUUGCUUACGACUGGAUUGGAAAGAACUUAUACUGGUUAGACUCGAAAUUAAAUACUAUCGAGGUGGUAAAAGAAACUGGAGAAAAUCGUAUGAUUUUAGUUAAUGAAAAUAUAACUCAGCCACGUGGAAUGUGCUUAGACCCAAGUCCAGGUGCUCGGUAUUUAUUCUGGACCGACUGGGGUGAGAAUCCGCGGAUCGAACGAGUUGGCAUGGACGGAAAAGAUCGUUCGACAAUUAUCAGCACUAAAAUAUACUGGCCCAAUGGUCUGGCACUUGACAUUGCUAACAAAAGAAUUUAUUUCGCUGACAGUAAACUAGAUUUCAUUGAUACCUGUAAGUACGACGGCUCGGAACGUAUCCAAGUUCUCGCUGGCUCACACUAUCUGCUGCAUCCCCACUCGCUGACGCUCUUCGAGGACACGAUGUACUGGACAGAUCGUCAACUGAAUCGAGUUCUAUCUGCCCACAAAUUCUACGGCGGCAACCAAACAGUCGUUUCACAUUUGAUAUCUCAUCCGCUGUCUAUCCACGUUCAUCACCCAGUUCUCCAACCGAUUACACCAAACCCCUGCGCCAAUGCAUCCUGUGAUCAUCUCUGUCUCCUGUCGGCCAGUGACCCUCGUGGCUACAGCUGCAAGUGUCUCAGUGGCUUUAAAUUAUCAUCAACUGGUGCAUGUGUUGAAGACGACAUGCCGUACCUGAUGGUACUGCGCGGCUCUCAGAUCGUUGACAUGUCUCUGAUACCAGGAGAAAGUAAGAGUGGAUUUAUUACACCCGUCGUGGGCAUUGAAGGCGGCACAGUAAUUGAUUAUGACAGAAGAGAUCGUAAGAUCUACUGGCUGCAGAGUAAAGACGAAGACAAUGAGAACGGAACGAUUUAUACUAUUUCAAUUAAAGGCGAAAACAAGACCGAGUUUCCCAACCCACGCGGUGACUCAGGUAUCGUUGGAUCAGCAUCAACACUGGCCUUUGAUUGGCUCGGAAGAAAUCUCUUUAUUGGAAAUAAAUUUGCCGCCAAUAUUGAAGCAAUAAAAGUAGACGGCGAGCCGCGGUACCGUACAGUUGUGCUGGCUAACGACGGAAACAGAACAUCAGUCGCAAAACCAAAAGCCAUGUGCGUUGAUCCUCUCGAGGGCCAGAUCUUCUGGAUCGACGAGGGAGACUUUGGAGUGCCGCAUAAAAUAGGCCGAGUAAAUAUGGACGGAACAAAGUCAAUCGUUCUCAUUGAAAAUGUAGCGCAUCUCGAGGCUCUGACUAUCGACAUACCCAACAAAAUGAUCUACUUCAGCUCUCAGUAUCCCACUUUUAUAAAAGCCAUGACAACAGACGGUCAGAAUGUCCGCACAAUAUUGACCGAAGCUAAUAACAUUAAUUUACCAAAAGCUCUGGCUGUUCAUGAGUACAAGCUGUAUUACCUGGAUCCAGUUUACGAUAAAAUAGAGCGCAUUGACUUGGUUAAGGACAACCCAAGUCCCGUGACAAUUGUCGACAAUGACUCAACACUAAAGACACUAAUUAUUUACAAGAAACGGGCAGCGGGAUCUCAUCCUUGUCAGAAGAACAAUGGAGGCUGUGAGCAACUGUGCUUGCCUUCAACCGGUGGAACACGAACCUGCGCGUGCAGUAUGGAGUACAGAAUGGUCGGUGGCACUAAAUGUGAGCCCUACAGGACCUUUGCGAUAGUGUCCCAACUUGAUGUCGUACGUGGGUACAGUCUGAGCGACACCAAGGAAGCCAUGAUCCCGAUCGCCGGCACAGGACAUCAUAUUCUCCACGUAGAUAUGCAUUACAAAGACAACUGGAUCUACUGGGUCGAAUUCAACCGGGGAAUUUGGAACGGUAUCUUCCGCAUACGUCCAAAUGGCACUGAACUAACGACAAUUAUCAAAAAUGGUAUCGGGUCUAACGGAAUACGCGGACUGACGAUAGAUUGGAUCGCCGGUAAUUUAUAUUUCUCAAAUGUCUUCCCGCAUGACAAUUACAUCGAGGUCUGCCGGCUUGACGGCAAUCAUCGGAAGGUCCUGAUUAAAACCACCACAGACGCACCACGUGAGCUAGCGGUCAAUCCGAUAAAGCGGGUGCUCUACUGGAUCGACAACGGACAGUACCCGAAGAUAGGAAAAGCCAAACUGGAUGGCAGCGAGUGGACGCCAAUUGUCACCUCGGGAAUAAGCACCCCGAGAGAUUUAACCAUAGAUCCUAUUAGUCAUGACGUUUAUUGGGUUGACUCUAAGUUGGAUAUGAUUCAAAAAGUAUCUUGGACAGGCGGAAAUCAACAGGUGAUACGCAGAAAUCUUCCCAACCCCAUGGGUAUCGCAAUAUACGGCUCCAAUGUUUACUGGGUUGAUCGUAAUCUCCAGACUGUUUUCAGCGCAAGUAAAUUACCCAACAAUACUUUGCCAACGCGGGUGCGUACGAACUUGCCAAAACUACGAGACAUUGUUAUAUUUGACCCCAGUAACCAGCCGCCUGAUGAUUUAAACCCUUGCUCGCGUGACAACGGCGGCUGCCAGCAACUCUGUUUCGCUUUUGCUGCAGACAAUGAACCCAAGUGUGACUGUGUGACUGGGAAAUUAGCCAACGACCGACGGAAAUGUGAUAAUGUCGACGAGUACCUGAUAUUUGCAACACGGACAGAGUUGAGAGCCAUAAAUAUUGACCCGCAAUCAACAAGUGUACCAUUCAAGCCAGUUGGAAACUUGACAAAUGUCGUGGGUAUUGAUUUUGAUUACCAAGACAAUAAAAUUCUAUUCACUCAAAUAAGACCUUGGGCUAAAAUAGCCUGGAUGUCUGCAGACAACCCGCUGUCAACUGACAUCCACACGAUUAUCGGCAAAGGAAUAAAUCCCGAGGGAAUUUCAUACGACUGGACUCAGAAGAAAAUAUACUGGACUGAUUCAUCAAAUAACAGCAUCUACGCGAUGAAUUUAGACGGUACGUCACUCGUGAUGAUUGCCCGUGUCGAUCGACCGCGAGCAAUCGUCGUGGACCCUUGCAACGGGUCUCUAUACUUCACCGACUGGGGGCGUUUCGGAACUUCGGGUAAAAUAUUCCGCACUACCAUGGCCGGUUCACUGAAAAAAGCCAUCAUCGACAAAGAUUUAUCACAACCAAGUGGUCUGGCAAUCGACUACGAGGACCGGAUGCUCUACUGGACGGAUGCCGUUCGAGAAAAAAUAGAACGAUCUGAUUUGGACGGCAAAAAUCGUGAAGUUCUUAUCACCGCGACAAUAUAUCCAUUUGCAAUAACGGUAUUCCGUGAGCACAUUUACUGGACAGAUUUACAGCUACGCGGUGUUUAUCGAGCGGAAAAAUAUACCGGUGCUGAUAAAGUUGAAAUGGUUAAACGUUUAGAGGAUUCGCCGCGUGAUCUCCAUAUCUAUUCACCAGCUAAACAACAAUGCAAAGUAAACCCAUGCAAUAUAAAUAACGGUGGGUGUGAUCAGUCUUGUCAUCCGGGUGCUAAUGGAAAACCUGAGUGUAAGUGCGAUGACAACAGCAGACUGGUUAAUGAAGGAAGAAUGUGUGUGUCAAAGAAUGUUACCUGUGACGCCAGUAAAUUUUCAUGCAAGAAUGGAAGAUGUAUAUCGCGUAUAUGGGCGUGUGAUGGUGAUGAUGAUUGCGGUGAUGGUACUGAUGAAGAUAAAAAUUACUGUUCUUAUCAUUCGUGCAGUCCCAAUGAAUUCCGGUGUAACAAUGGACGCUGUAUAUUUAAAUCAUGGAAAUGCGAUCAUGAGAACGAUUGUCGGGAUGGUAGUGACGAGGAAGGCUGCAAGUAUCCACCAUGCGCCCCAGGAGAGUUCACUUGCGCCAAUUAUCGCUGUAUACCUCAAGCCCAAGUUUGUAAUGGAGUUAAUGAUUGUAAAGACAAUGUCACCUCCGACGAGACUCACGAACGCUGUCCCAGAAACAAUACCUGUCAUCCAAAUCACCUGCAGUGCAAGACAACGAACAUCUGCGUGGAGCCUUACUGGCUGUGCGACGGAGACAACGACUGCGGUGACAACAGCGACGAGGAUCCACUGCACUGCGCUCAGCGAACGUGUCCACAAAACAGCUUCCGUUGUCCCAACCAUCGCUGCAUACCCGCGACCUGGUACUGCGACGGCGACGAUGAUUGUCUUGACGGCAGCGAUGAACCUGCAGGCUACUGUCAGUCCGAAGGACGCACUUGCUUCGGUGAUCUUUUCACUUGCGACAACGGCAACUGUAUCCCAAGAAUUUAUAUUUGUGACGGGGACAAUGACUGCUUGGAUAAUUCUGACGAAGACGAGCGGCAUCAGUGCAACGACCGCAAGUGCGACGAAGAAACAGAGUUUACUUGCGAUGCCAAUAAACUGUGGAAUCGUGCUCAAUGUAUACCGAAGAAAUGGCUCUGUGAUGGUGAUCCUGAUUGUGUUGACGGCGCGGAUGAAAAUGUCACGUUGCAUCACUGCCCACCACCGGUCCCCUGUGCUGAGAAUCAAUUUACCUGCGAUAAUGGGAGAUGUCUCAAUCGUAAAUGGCUCUGCGAUCACGAUAAUGAUUGCGGUGAUGGCAGCGACGAGGGCAAGUUUUGCAACAGCCAAUACAAGCCUUGUUCGGUAAAUGAAUUUACGUGCCAGAAUUUCCGAUGUCUGCGUAAACAGUUCAGAUGCGACGGGCAAGAUGACUGCGGCGAUCACUCUGAUGAAGUUGACUGUCCCAUUAUCGGCUACAACCGCAAUAACACAUGCGCGAAUCCCAACGAUUUCCAGUGUGCAAAUGGUAAUUGCAUUAAUCAGCAAUUAGUGUGUAAUAAGGAGCCAGAUUGCGCGGAUGAAAGUGACGAACCAGCUCACUGCAAUGUCGACGAGUGCGCAAGAGUUGAAUUGAACCAGUGCGGCCAUAGAUGCGUUGAUACACCAACCAGUUACUACUGCGAAUGCAAUCCCGGUUACAAAUUACUCAGCGACGGCAAGGCCUGCGCAGACAUUGACGAGUGCAUCGAAUCACCUCAGGUUUGUAGUCAGCAGUGUGAAAAUACACCUGGUAGCUUCUACUGCAAGUGCAAUGAGCACUGGUACGAGCGGGCCGCUGACGAGCACACUUGCAAGCGACGGGAUAAUAUUGAACCCUGGAUUAUUUUCACAAAUAAAUAUUACGUUCGUAACAUGUCAGCCGACGCAUCACGUUACAGUAUCAUGCACCAGGAUUUGGUAAAUGUCGUAGCACUUGACGCGGAUUAUGCGAAUGAGACUCUCUACUUCUGCGAUGUUACAGCUAAAACAAUUUACCGCGCAUCUCUAAAAGGCGGUGACAAGGAACCGAUAAUAAAACACGACAGUCUCGGGCUUGAAGGCAUUGCCGUAGACUGGGUGGGACGUAAACUCUACUGGCUUGAUCGUCACGCAAAGCAUUUGGAUGUCGCUGAAUUAGAUGGAUCAAAUCGUAAAACAUUAUUAAAUAGCAUCGCAGAUCCACGUGCUAUUGUCGUACACCCGGGUACUGGUUCAUUGUACUUUACUUCGUGGCAUUUGCAAGCGUACAUUGGUAAAAUGGGUAUGGAUGGAAGUAAUUUCACUAGAAUAUUAACCUGGGAAGAUGACAUUGCUUGGCCUAAUGCAUUGACUAUUGAUUACUUUACGGAUCGUAUAUUUUGGGCGGACGCUCAUCUUGAUUACAUCGCAUUUGCAGAUUUAGAAGGUCAUAACCAUCGGAUUGUAUUGUCUGGGGUUAAAGUACCCCACGUGUUUGCAAUAACGGUGUUUGAUGAUCAUAUUUACUGGACGGAUUGGAAUUUAAAGGCUAUUAUGAAAGCGGAAAAAUUCUCUGGUGCAAAUAUCAAAGUGUUGCGUAACACAACACAUCGACCUUAUGACAUUCAUGUAUAUCACCCGCUCCGUCAACUGCCAUUUGCUAAUCCUUGCAAAGAAAACAAUGGCGGAUGCUCACAUUUAUGCUUGAUCGCACCACCAGCUAGCUCUUAUUUACUCGAGGGCUACGGGCAACCCGGGAUUACGUCAUACAAAUGCGCCUGUCCGAAUCAAUUCUAUCUGGACAAUGAUGGAAAAACUUGUAUUGCAAACUGCACCACGGGCCAGCACCGUUGCGGUCCACCGGAAGAAAAAUGCGUCCCGUGGUUCUGGAAGUGCGACGGCGAGAAAGACUGCAAAGAUGGAUCUGAUGAACCGAGCACAUGUCCGAAUCGUGUGUGCCAGCCUAGUCAAUUCCAGUGCAAAAAUGGCAACUGCACACCUAGUGUCACCGUUUGCGACGGCACUGACGACUGCGGUGACCUGAGCGACGAGACAAACUGCUCUGGCGAGUGUCCGGAGCUGGAAUUCAAGUGCAAAUCAAACGGUCGCUGUAUUCAUGCAUCGUGGAAGUGCGACGGUGACGCUGACUGCAAAGACGGCAGUGACGAAGACCCAGCAAUUUGUCACAACAGAACGUGCGACCCCAGCACUGAAUUCAGCUGCAAAAACGGUAAAUGCAUUCCAAAGUUGUGGAUGUGCGACUUUGACGACGACUGCGGAGACGACAGCGACGAGCCGGCUUACAUGUGUCGUCAAAAGAACUGUACUACCGGGUGGCAGCGUUGUCCAGGUCACGCAAACUACCGUUGCAUUCCCAAGUGGCUGUUCUGCGACGGCAAAGACGAUUGUCGCGACAACUCCGACGAAUUGCCCGAGAGUUGUCCCGUCUGUGAUCCGUCAACGGAAUUCAAGUGCUCAAACAACCGGUGCGUGCCUAAACAAUGGAUGUGUGACUUUGCCGACGACUGUGGUGACGGCAGCGACGAAGUGGAAACCAUCUGCAAGGGCAAGUAUCGAUCAUGCUCCGAAUCCGAGUUCCAUUGCAGCAACGGGAAAUGUAUUGCUUCGCGCUGGCGGUGCGAUAACGAAGACGACUGCGGAGAUAAUAGCGACGAAGUCGAUUGUCAAGUAUUCCCAUGCAAAAAUGAUACAUUCAAAUGCGCUUCCGGUCAUUGUAUAGCCUCAUUUCUCCACUGCGACGGCACACGAGAUUGCCGUGACGCCAGUGACGAGAUUGGAUGUCCGCCUCGAUAUCCUGACGGACGUUACUGUCCGAAAUCACGAUUCCAAUGCAAAAACAAUUUAUGUGUGUCGCUGUUUGACCGGUGCGACGGAAACGACGACUGUGGUGACAACUCAGACGAGGACUCAACUCUCUGUGCAAACUUUACCUGCGAUGUAUUGCGUCGAUUCCAAUGCAACAAUCACAAAUGUAUACCAAGAUAUCAAUUGUGCGACGGUAUCGACAACUGCGGCGACGGCUCUGAUGAAAAUAAUCUGACAAUGUGUGCCAAGAGAAUACGUUCGUGUGACCCGACCACCGAGUUCCAGUGCGCUAAUAAAAACUGUAUCGAUCGCAGCAAGAUAUGCGACUUUGCCGAUGACUGCGGUGACGAGUCUGAUGAAUUGGGUUGUCAUCCAUACAAACACUGCGACGCCGCGACCAAAGGCGGGUGCUCUCAUCUCUGCCACAACGUAACUGACGGCGGCUAUAUCUGUACCUGCUACACCGGGUACAUUGCGUCCAGGGAAAAUAAUAAAUUAUGCGAAGACGUCAAUGAAUGUACGACUGCGAGCCAUCACUGCUCCCAAAUAUGUAUAAAUGUCAAAGGUGGUUACUCGUGUGAUUGCCGUGACGGUUUCCGGUUGAUAGACAACCAAAGUGGAGUCUGUCAGCUGCUGCACGAAGACGCUGUAUUGCUGUUCGGAAAUGGACCGGAAAUACGCGGGUACAAUAUACACAAGCGGGAGGAAAUAGACGUAAUGGUUAAUGAGAAACGCGUCAAGACUAUUGAUUUUAACCCAAUAUUGGAGUUCGUAUACUGGAUAGACAGCCAUGACAAUACAAUAAAACGGUCGUACAUGGUCGACGCCAAAGAGGGACAAGCUAAAAUUGGGUACGCACAGGAUUUAAAUAUCAGAAGCAGUGAUACUGUACCAGUGAGUUUGGCUGUCGAUUGGCUAUCAAAUAAUCUUUAUUGGGGCGAAGUCAAUAGCACUGGACUCCAGCAGUACGGCAGGAUACUCGUAGCGAAAGCUGACGGCAGAUAUAGAAGGAGUUUAAUAACAAUUGGACUUGAAAAUCCAUCCGCGAUAGCACUUGAUCCCGAGUACGGGCGUAUUGUGUGGUCGGAUAUUGGUAAUCAGCCUAAAAUAGAAACAGCUUGGAUGGAUGGCAGCAAGAGGCGCAUUCUGGUUGAAGAUAAAUUAGGCAAGCCGUCGGCGAUUGCUAUUGACUAUGGAAUGGAUCACACUAUUUACUGGGCAGACAGCAAACUCAACACCAUCGAGUCGGUAUCGCUCGACGGGUCUAAUCGCAAGGUGAUACUCCGCGGGGAGGCGCUCAAACACCCGGUAUCGCUCGACGUUUUCGAGCACUACUUGUUCUGGGCGUCAAAGUAUGCGGGUGAGAUUAUAAAGCAGGACAAAUUUGGACGUGGGGUCCCGGAAAUAAUUGUCAAGGGAAUCCAGACUGCGGGAGGUGUUAAACUUUAUCACCAGUUGAAGUACAACACAAGCGCACGGGAUCCUUGUAACAGCGCGCGAUGCAGCCAUCUGUGUGUGGGCGUUCCUUCGGGGUAUCGGUGUCUCUGUCCCGACAGCACCGGCCCGAGACUGUCUCAGACCAGCGAGAGAAUCUGCGACGCCUCUAUCGAACGUCCGAAACCUUCACCCUGGAUUUGUCCCUGCGAGCAUGGGGGACUUUGUCAACAGACGGAUGACAAACUCGAGUGCGUUUGUCCCAGUAAUUAUCACGGCGAGCACUGCGAGAUUAGUCUUAUCACCUCGAGACUGUCAAACUCCACGACGACUAUUGUCAUACCUAUUGUCGUUUGCCUGCUGGUCCUCCUUAUCGCUGCUGCUGUUAUUCUCGUCGUCAAAAAACGUCCAUUCGGGAAACCCGGUGGUCUCGGUAGUCUUACUGCUCAAAGUGUAUCAUUCAGACAAGGCAGCAAUGUCGAAUUCGGUACACCAGCUCAUGAAAGAAUGGAGCCACUUGAUGUAGAAUACAGCUUGGGAGAAGUGACGGAUAAAAACCGCGACUUCAGUAACCCGAUGUACGACGCAGUAAAUUUAGAAACAACAAAUGGCACAAGUGGGAGCUCUAUAUACGAAGUCCCUGCAGAAAUGAAACCCUCCAGUAUGCAGCACAAAGAAUUACCGCAGCUGCAUCAUAAAAGACGCGAGCUAGAUCCCACGACAAUAGAUUCUGGCAAAGAUACUCAGCAAUUAGUCGAGGAGGACAAAUCCGAAAGCUAAAUUGUUUAUGUCUCAAUUAUAUUUUUUAUAAAUACAAAUAUAAAUAUAUAUAUAUAUAUAUGAAUAUAUAUAGAUAUAAAUAUUGUUUUUGUUUCUGUACAAUGCAGAGUUGAAUAUUUUAAUAACUAUAUUGACUAUUGUAAAUUAUAAAUCUCAAUGUAUUUUUACAACCGAUUACCGUAAGGAAAAAUUAUGUGAUUUUUUCAUCAACAUUUAUUAUAAUUAAAUAUUUUAAAUACUAUUACUAUUAAUUACUGCGAUCAUGAUUACGUUUUUUUUUUUUUUUUACAUCAAGAGAUUUAUUAGACAAGUCAUGAAUGUGUCAUUUAUUAUUUGUUGGAUGUUAUUUGUACGUAAGAUUUGUAAAUAUUCAAUCAAUAAUCAAGUAUUAACAUUUUUUUUCAUGGUUCGUGUGUACUAUAGAUAAAAAAAAACUAUUUUAAUUAGUGGAUAAUGAUUUACUUAAUGAUAAGAAGAACAAAAAAUCUAAGAUUUAAUGAUUAUAAUUAUAAAGAUGUAGAGAAUUUAUAUAAAUUGUUACGUUAUAUGCAAUUUUAGGUAGCUAAAUAUUAUUUUUAAAGUUUUAAUGGAUAUUAAUUACCGUAAUUAAUGUACACUGGGGCCAACUUUUUAUAAAAACAUUUUUAACAAUCUACUUUUCUACGUAUACAUUUUAAAUAAAAAAUAUAUUUAUAUAUGAAAAUUUAAUAAGCUCCCUUUGUGGCCGAGACAAAAGACCGACAAUGGAAAAUGUAAUGUGAAAUUUAUAAUUGUAUAAUUGUAAUGCGAUUUAUUUAUAAGUGUAUAGAUUUUUAAAUUGAAUCUUACUUAUUUUUUUUAAAUCGAUUGAUUUAUUUGUUUAAAUUUUUAAAUUGACGAUGACCAUUGUACGAUAUAUAUAAAAAUAUAUGUAUUUUGUUAUGAUGACAAAAUUUUUAAAAAAUUUGUCAGGUGAGAGAGUAAUUGAAUAAAAUAAUAACAGGGGUGUGCGAGUAAUUUAAAUUGAAAAAUUAUUUUUAAGUAUUUGAAUUAUUUGAAAAUUUUCAAAUUACUCAUUAAUUUUAAAAUUAUUGGAAAAUUUUCUAAUUAUCUGUAAAAUUUUUGUCAGAGAAAAAUAUAACUUAGACACAAAUCUACGAAAUAAUUACUUUUGGUUACUUAAAAAAAGAUUUACUGUUAAAUUUCAAUAUGUAAAAGUUAAUCCGAUUUUUUGAAAAUAAUUCAAAAUUGGAUUUAUUCGAUCCAAACAUGACUCGAACACCCCUAAGUAAUAAAAUUUUUAGUAAGUACUCAAAAAUUCUCAAUUACCUGGGCCGGUCUCCAGCGUUUUUUAAA
This is a messenger RNA of Microplitis demolitor, 15961 nucleotides long. It is a transcript of the gene mgl, whose product is annotated as low-density lipoprotein receptor-related protein 2. Gene Ontology annotation, molecular function: protein binding; calcium ion binding. The transcript has 7 exons. Lineage: Eukaryota; Metazoa; Arthropoda; Insecta; Hymenoptera; Braconidae. The record is from RefSeq and is a predicted model, not a curated record. The coding region runs from base 707 to 14626 and encodes 4639 amino acids.